AUGGAGGAACCAAUGCGUUACAGUUACUACCACUACGCCGGCCUCGUCGUGGCUCUGCUCGUGAUCGUCCGGCUGAGGAAGCGCGACGGCGGCGACGGCAUCAGGCUGCCACCGGGGCCGUGGCGGCUGCCGGUCAUCGGCAGCCUGCACCACCUCGCCGGGAAGCCGCUCGUGCACCGCGCGCUGGCCGACCUCGCGCGCCGGAUGGACGCGCCGCUCAUGUACCUCAGGCUCGGCGAGGUGCCCGUGGUAGUGGCCUCGUCGCCGGACGCCGCGCGGGAAGUGAUGCGGACGCACGACGUGGCGUUCGCGACGCGGCCGUGGAGCCCCACCGUCAAGAUCAUGAUGGCCGACGGGGAGGGCCUCGUGUUCGCGCCCUACGGCGACCUGUGGCGGCAGCUCCGCCGGAUCGCCAUCCUCGAGCUGCUCUCCGCCCGCCGCGUCCAGUCGUUCCGCCGCGUCAGGGAGGAGGAGGCCGCCCGCCUCGCCGCGGCCAUCGCCGCGGCGGCUCCGGGCGAGCCCGUCAACGUCAGCGAGCGGAUCGCCGUGCUCAUCACCGACUCGGCGGUGCGCGCCAUGAUCGGGGACAGGUUCAAGAGACGGGACGAGUUCCUGGAGAUCCUCGCCGAAGGGCUGAAGCUCGUCUCAGGGUUCAGCAUCGGCGACCUGUUCCCGUCGUCGUGGCUCGCCAGCUUCGUCACCGGCGGGGCGCGGCGGGCGCGCGAGAAUCACCGCAAGAACUUCGAGCUCAUGGACUGCGCAAUCGAGCAGCACCAGGAGCGGCGAGCCGCGGCGGCGGCGAACGGCGACGUGGUGGAAGACGACGAUCUGGUGGAUGUCCUCUUGAGGAUACAGAAGGGAGGUGGCCUCGACGUGCCCCUCACCAUGGGAAUCAUCAAAGCCGUGAUCCUAGAUCUUUUCAGCGCCGGAAGUGAGACAUCAGCGACGACAAUCCAAUGGGGCAUGUCGGAGCUCAUGAGGAACCCAAGAGUAAUGAAGAAAGCGCAAGCCGAGUUGCGCGACAAUCUGCGAGGAAAGCCAAAGGUGGUCGAGGAAGACUUGAUCAAUCUAAAUUAUCUAAAGCUCGUUAUCAAGGAGACACUGAGGUUGCAUCUGCCAGCACCUUUGCUCCUUCCUCGAGAGUCUAGGGAGUCAUGCAAGAUCCUUGGAUAUGAUGUGCCAAAGGGCACUACUGUGCUUGUAAAUGCAUGGGCGAUUGGCAGAGACUCUAAAUAUUGGGAUGACCCUGAAGAGUUUAAGCCUGAGCGGUUUGAGGACAGCAAAGUUGACUUCAAAGGUAUGGACUUCGAGUUCUUACCAUUCGGAGCCGGACGAAGAAUGUGCCCUGGCAUAAUGUUUGCAUUGACAAACGUAGAACUCGCUCUUGCUACCCUUCUCUAUCACUUUGAUUGGAGCCUUCCUGGUGGGGUGAAGCCAGGCGAUCUAGACAUGACAGAAGAGAUGGGCAUCACCGUUAGAAAAAAGAAUGACCUAUAUUUAGAUGUUGUCGUUCAUGUGCCACUCCAUACAACACCUUAGUGUGUAGCUGCUUUUCAGACCCAAAUGUUAUAGAACAUUGAGAUCUAGUGUGUUCCUUCCAUUGUUUGAUAAAAAAAUGUACGCGGUCAAAUCUCUGGUUAAUAAUUAGAGAAAAAUUAUACUCAUGCAAUAUAGUCCAUGCUCUUAGGGCUUGUUUAGCAAGACACCUGCUCUCGGGUACUUGUAUGAUGGAGUUAAAUUCAAGCCAAACACUAUAAAUCCUUAAUUUUGUAAGA
Oryza brachyantha (malo sina) is the source of this 1775-nucleotide messenger RNA. RefSeq names its product desmethyl-deoxy-podophyllotoxin synthase-like. The record is from RefSeq and is a predicted model, not a curated record. NCBI's taxonomy places the organism in Eukaryota, Viridiplantae, Streptophyta, Magnoliopsida, Poales, Poaceae. Bases 1 to 1539 code for a protein of 512 amino acids. Gene Ontology annotation, molecular function: monooxygenase activity; heme binding; iron ion binding. The transcript has 2 exons.